CCUUAAUAGUUUGAAAAAAAUGUCAUCGUUUUUCGCAUCAGAGGACACUGAGAUCAGCAUGUCUGUGUUUUGUCCUGGUAAAGAAAAGACAAAAUUAGAGCUCAGUUUUUACAGCAUGAUGAAGAUAGUUAGUGUGUACAUAGUGUAAAAGCAACCGGCUCAUAUUAUUUCUGUCCUUGUUGGUUGUUAUUACAUAUAGUUUCCAGUAUCCUACUAGUAGCAGACCUUCUUGUCCAUCCCAACAGCAAAAUGAGCUAUUUUUCCAUGGGCACGGGUACCCAUAGGGUGCCGUUCUCAAUGCACAGACGGUUACGCGAGAAGCUCGCUGCGAGAUUGCGAGAGAAGCUGAAGAUUGAGCCGACAAGUGGGAAGAGAAACACCCUCCUCUUAAUGAAGGGUGGUGGCGAACUUUCGUUGUACGACUCAGACACGACCUGGGAUUUCAGACAGGAAGCGAACUUCCAGUACCUGUUCGGCUGUAAGGAGCCUGGAUUGUUGUUAUGACUUCUGGGUGGUAGUUUGUUGAUGCAUGAAUAUUCGAGAGGUAGCUUGCUUUUCGCAGAAGGUUCUACUUGCGAUCAAUUUCUUCUCCUGCGCCGGACGUUGUCGUAGACAGAGGCACGACCACCACCACCCUUUCUCCCUCUAACGACCGGCGGCUUAGACAUCGGCUCAGGACAAGGCUACUUGUUUGUACCGAAGUUAGACGAGGUUUAUGCAACCUGGCUCGGACCAAUCAGGGGCGUCUCCUGGUUCGCGAAGUACUAUGAAAUCGGAGAACAAAACGUCUUUUACCUAGGCUCUGACGAGUUGAAGAGUUUCCUGGGUUCCUUCGAGGAAUUCGUGACGCCUCUAGGUGUAAAUCUGGAUAGCGGGUUGCCUUCAGCCUCAGCGGUUGGAGCAAUGGGAACAAGUGGAAGUGGAGGGAGUGGCGAGACGUCGUCAUCGGAGUUAUGAGGGUUGUAAAAAAGAAUUUGUCUUUGUGUGUAAAAAAGUAGAAGAUGAUGUCUAGUACUGCAAGAAGAAUAUGUUCUAAUCCAAGCAGGAGCGCUAGCAUCUUUAUCAGACUUGCAGCUAGGGGAUGAGGCUGCUAAAGUCUUGCAGAAGAUGGGUGCGCCUGAACGGAACGCUGAAGUUUGGCAUAGCAUAAACGAGUGCCGAUCUGUGAAGGACGAUGAGGAGGUGAAGGUGAUCGAGUUUGCAUGCCGAGUCAGUUCCUUGGCGCACUUGGAAGUGAUGAAGAAGGUAUUCGUUGUCGUAAUAUGAGCCGACGUACUCGAAAACUGAAAAUAUAAAUACCUGCAUGCCGAUAUUUUCUGUUUUUCCUCGGGAGAGCAUAAACGAGAAGUACAGUUCUACAACUGGUUUUUUCAUGUAGUUGAUCUCGUUCAACUUCAAAGUGUCAUCCUGAAUCGGAAUGUAUAAUGACCUACUAGGUCGUGUCCGCCGCCUCGUCUUCAUCCUCCGCUUACGAGUAUCAUUCGGAAGCUGAAUUCCGUUACCAAUCCUUUUUACGGGGUUGUGCUAGAGUCGGCUACUCCUGUAUUUGUCCUAGUGGCGAACGAGCUGCCGUUUUGCAUUAUGGGCAUUCCGCGGAACCAAAUUUAUGGUUACAUGUUCUAGGUGUAGGUUUUUGGUUUGCAAGACCAAGAUGUACAUGUAGCAGAAAAAGUGUUUCAGUUUCUCGUCUGGUAGUUGUGGUCCUGACUACAACGUAGCAAAAGAAGUGUUUCAGAAGUUAUUCUCGUCUGGUACUAGUUGUGGUCCUGACUACAACGUAGCAAAAGAAGUGUUUCAGUUUCUCGUCUGGUACUAGUUGUGGUCCUGACUACAACUUAGCUGAAAUAUGCUGAGCCUGAGCUAGUGCAGGCAAUCAGCAAGAACAGAUAUUAACAAUAUCUAUCAUCAUCGGCAUCGAUCAAGAACAUCAUCCCCGAAUAAAAGAAAAACCUCUUUUCUAAACAAGAUGGAAGCUGUUAUAAGCGGGCAAAUGAAGCUCCACGACAUGGGUGCUGAGUAUCAUUGCUAUUCGGCAGAUGUUACCUGUUCCUUUCCGGUGAGUGGGAAAUUUAGCGAGAAUCAAAAGACCCUUUACGAAGCAGUAUGGACAGCAGUGGAAACGGUGGAAAGAAAGUUGAAGGAAGGAGUUAGGUAUUCGAAAGCUCAAAAUAACCGAGUUACUAACUGAAAUAAGGGAGGCAGCCCUCUCAACAUCAAGGCUAUCCUUCCUUCUCAUCAGUAUCUCGGUUAUUCUGAUCAGUUACUUGCUUAUUUCAGUUUUUCGAAUACUUCGUUCUAUACUAGAAGACUUGUGAGUGAUGUCAGUGUCUCCUGUUUGAGUGUGAGUAUGAAGAUUCUCAUUUUACCUAAGUAAGUCUCGAUGAAUCGGAAGAUCCAAACUUUCUACGCGAACGAUCAGAUACGGCGACAUGCACCGCUUAGCCCAGCGGACGUUGCUUGAGCAACUUCGCGGCUUCAUUUUCAAAGCCGAUGCAGAUAUAGACGCGAUGCUCGCAGCGAAUUUAGUGGGGAAGUUCAUGCCACACGGACUAGGACACAUGUUAGGACUUGCCGUCCACGAUGUGGGUGGCUACGUUCCUGGUGAGUCACGAGCAACCUAUCCUGCAAUAAAGGAGAACUUGAGGUUGAAUUUAUGGAAAAAGUUGUGGAUUAUUAUUUGAUUGGCGUAGAGUACGUUGCGGGAGUAAGUAAGUUGUCCUCCUCCUCCGAUACACCACGAGCACUAAAUCGAUGCACAUGUUGGGCACACGCGAGAAGUCUAAAUUGUGAUGCACACGACUUACUUGGUAUUCUAUUACUUAGUACAACUCAUCAAGAACUUUUUUCAUCUUCUCUCCACUACAAGGUCCUACCUCCACAACCCUCCUACAGCACCUACCAUUACCAUCCAUUCUAAUCCUUCGCGUCUUGCAGAAGAACUUCGUUCUUACAGUGGAACCAGGCUUCUACUUUAUUCCGCAUUGCAUCAAAGCAGUCUUCGAGGAUCCCGAAUUGAGCAAAUUCAUGCUGAAGACACAAGCGGAGCUUCUAGAGCUGGCGCAAGAAGUUGGUGGAAUCCGUAUCGAGGAUGACGUAGUUAUCACUGCAGAGGGAUGCAGGUUAUGGAGGAUCAUAAGAGGGAUAGUAAAUUAGACUAAGUAGAUGGAGGAUCAUGAUAAGAGGGAUAGAAGUAAUUAGUAAAUUAGACUAUUAAGUAGAAGUGGAUGAAUGCCCGAGGACACAUGUAGUACAAACUUCACUCAGAAUGUAGUCGAGUCUUGACCUGUCUAGCUGCACGAACAUGAUCUUCAUACUGCGAUUGCGUGUCUAAAUUAGUAACUUCUGCGAUCAGGAUCAUUAUCUUAGAUCUAACACAAGUCCUGAACAAUGUUCCGCGAACAGUAGCAGAUAUCGAAGGCGUGAUGCAAGGGAAGUUCGAUUGGGACAUGGAAAUCAUGUGCCCAAGGGAGUAUAAAGCUGCCUGAUGGAGGAGUAUGUUGAAGAAGGUGGAUGAGGAUGUGGCCCAUCAGUCUUCUUGAAGGGGCAGCUAGCUGAGCUUCUACUGGCACGAACAGCCUAGAAUACUAGAGGAGAGACGAUUCCGUUUGUUCCCUUUUCCUUCUUUUCAACAACUAAUAUUCUUGAUGUUGUACGACCCAGAGGACUAAAAAGAGGUUGAAGAGAUGAUGAUACGCAUAAAAAAGGUGAAGAUAUGAUCUUUUGCUAGAGUGUUCUUCGUCUGCUCAUAGGUGGAACGGCUGCACACACAUCAGUGAAGUGAACGAAAAGAAGUCUCACUAACGGAACACGCGAAUAAGAACAAUCUUACUCUCACGGAUCAGACAUAAAAAUUAACAUAGUUGGGAACUACAUCUACAUCACAACAUUCCUGAGUGGUAAGUCGUUGUUGAGAGUCGUCGUAGAAGUGUUGACAAAAAGGUGCUAGACAACCAAUGCUUCUACGUCCCAAUCACCGUCGACAAGCCUGAUUGACGCGCAGUGAGAUGGUUCAUCAUUAACAUAAGUCUCAAUGUGAUAUAGCUGAACUCUAGUGGCAUGGCCAUGGGCUUGGGCAUCUAAACUUCAAUUGAAAAACCUCGGGUCGAGGUAAGUAACUGUAGUUGUGGGCAGAACAAGUACUAGCACACCUCCCGUAGCGCAAUACUGAUGGUACUUCCGCUUCUGCACGAGAAGUGAAUUUGAUUGUUGUUAUUUUUUGAAAUUUCAAUAAUGGAUAUGG
Messenger RNA from Amoebophrya sp. A25, 4240 nucleotides. Lineage: Eukaryota; Dinophyceae; Syndiniales; Amoebophryaceae. The record is from the annotation of a GenBank genome assembly.